GACACAAACACACUGUAGAAGCACAGCACAGACUCGAGAGUCUUAGGAAACAAGGCGUUUUUGUAUAUUACUGGACCCUCAGAAUUUUAAUUUUUUAAAAUAUAAUUUCAAUAUGAAUAUUCAAUCUUGUGCCAGGUGUGGCUAUGGGGUCUAUCCUGCUGAGAAGAUUAAUUGUAUUGAUCAGACCUGGCAUAAAGCCUGCUUUCACUGUGAAGUUUGUAAGAUGAUGCUAACUGUAAAUAAUUUUGUUAGCCACCAGAAAAGGCCAUAUUGUCAAGUACAUAACCCCAGAAACAAUACAUUCACAAGUAUUUUUGAGACACCAAUAAAUAUGAAUGUGAAAAAGCAGUCUGAAGCAAUAAGUGAGGUUAAAUAUAGAGAAGAGGGUGAGAAAUUCAAGUCUGUUUUUCACUGGGAUGUAAAAUCUAGAGACAUGGAAGCCAUGCAGAAAAUGCAACAAAUAAGUCAGAAAACCUACCAUGAUGUAUGUAAUGAAAGCAAAUCUUGGCAUAGAGAAACUAUCCCACAGUUGGAAAUGAUCAAGAUAGCACGAACACAGAAAAGUCUUAGUGAUCUGAAGAAUAAUCAGGAAUAUGAACAGCAAAACAUAAAAGGAAGCUUUCCAGUUUCUAUGACUCCAUCGUAUCAGAUUGCCAAGAAGGCCAUAGGACUAUCCAGUGAUGUGGAAUACAAACAGGGACAUAAAGAGCAUGUUUCCAAAUUCAGCAGUGUUAUGGAUACUCCAGAAAUACUUCAUGAAACAUCUGGGGGCCAGUUCAUGAGUGAUUUUAAAUAUCCAGAAGAGUAUGAACAACAAAGAGGAAAAGGAAGCUUCCCUGCUAUGAUAACACCAGCUUAUCAGAUUGCUAAAAGAGCCAAUGAACUUGCUAGUGAUGUUAAGUAUCACCAAAGAUAUGAAAAAGAAAUUAAGGGAAAAGCAAGUCAUUCUCUUGGCACAUUAAGAGAAAAUGUAGAUCAAUUUAAUCAGGAUUAUAUGCACGAAUACGAAGAGCAUAGAGGAAAAGGCAGUUUCCCUGCUAUGAUCACACCAGCAUAUCUAAAUGCUAAGAAGGCAAAUGAAUUGGCUAGUGAUAUUAAAUACAAGAAGGAUUUUUCGCAAAUGAAAGGAGCAGCCCAUUACCAUUGUCUUUCAGCCCAAGAAAAUCUAGCUCUUAAGCAAGCCCAGGAUGUGACCAAGUUGUACAGUGAGGUUAAAUACAAAGAAGAUUGGCAGAAAAGCAGGGGCCGCAACUUUGAAAUGAAGUUAGAUUCCAGAUCUUUGCUUGCUGCAAAAGCUUCAGGAGAUCUUGCCAGUGAAAUUAAAUACAAAGAAGACUAUGAGAAAAUGAAAGGAAAAGCUUUGUCAACAAAAGAUUCAAGACUUCUGCACUCUAUGCAAGUAGCCAAAAUAAAUAGUGAGAUUGCAUAUAAAAAAGAUUUUGAGAAGAAUAAAGCACAUUUCCAUUUACCACUGGAUAUGAUAAAUCUGAAACAUGCAAAGAAAGCCCAAGCUCUGGCUAGUGAUAUUGACUAUAGGAAGAAAAUACAUGAAUAUACAGCAGUUCCAGAAGACCUAAAGACACAGUGGGCCAAAAAGGCAUAUGGGCUACAAAGUGAGCUUCAGUAUAAAACUGACCUUCAGUGGAUGAAGGGAGUUGGCUGGAUAGCAGACCAAAGUAUCAAUAUUGAACAAGCAAAAAAAGCAGGAGAACUCAUCAGUGAGAAAAAGUAUCGACAGAGGGCUGAUGCUCUAAAGUUCACAAGUGUUGCAGACAGUUCCCAGAUCCAGCAUGCGAAGAAAAGCCAGGAACUACAGAGUGAUAUUGCAUACAAGUCAGCAAAAGAGGAUUUUCUUCACAACUACACCAUUAGCAAAGAUGAGCCUCUAUUCAUACAGGCCAGAAUAAAUGCUGCAAAUAUUAGUGAGAAAAUCUACAAGAGUAGCUGGGAAAGGCAGAAAGAAAAAGGAUUUGAACUUCAUCUUGAUGCUAUACCAUUCCUGACAGCCAAGGCAAAGAGGGACCUAGCAAGUAAUAUAAAAUACAAGGAAAAUUAUGAGAAGACUAAAGGAAAGUUGAUUGGAGUGCAAGAUGUGAGCCAAGACUCACAAAUGAUUCACUUGCUCCAUGUAUCCAAGUUGCAGAGUGACCUGGAAUACAAAAAGGCAUUUGAAGACAUAAAAAAUCAAUAUCAUGUUUCCAUGGAUAUGGUAAAUCUUGUUCAUGCCAAGAAAGCUCAAGACUUGGCCACUGAUAGAGGAUAUAAGACAAUCAUGCACCGAUAUACAGCCUUGCCCACAGAUAUGAAGGUAGAAUGGGCCAAGCAGGCUUAUGGCUUGCAGAGUGAUAACCAAUACAGAGCAGAUCUGAACUGGAUGAAAGGAGCCGGAUGGAUCGCCACUGGGUCAUUAAAUGUGAAGCAGGCUCAGAAGGCAGGAGAACUCAUUAGCGAGAAGAAAUAUCGUCAGCACCCAUAUGCUUUGAAGUUUACCAGUAUUAAAGACACUCCUGAGAUGAUCCAGGCUAGAAUUAGUUAUAACCAGGCUGUGGAUAGGCUUUAUAAAGAACAUGGAGAGAAUGUCAAACAUAAUUAUACCCAAAUAGCAGAACUUCCUGAGAUCUCACAAGCUAAGCAAAAUGCUUUGAAUAUCAGUGAGAUUCACUACAAAGAAUCCUGGAAUAAAAUGCAGCAUGGUGGUUAUAAAUUAAAACUGGAUGCCAUUCCUUUCCAGACAGCAAAGGCUUCUAAUGAAAUUAUAAGUGAUUAUAAGUACAAAGAGGCAUUUGAGAAAAUGAAGGGGCAAUUGAUUGGUUCCCACGGCUUGGAAGAUAUAAACAUUUCACACUUCAUGCAUGCAGCUUUGCUUCAAAGUGAUAUAAAUUACAGGAAAGAUUUUGAUAAUCAGAAGAAUAAAUUCCACCUACCAUUAGACAUGCUGAAUUUAGAACAUGCCAGAAAAGCCCAGUCUUUGGUUAGUGAUCAGGAUUAUAGGCAACUACUUCAUGAUUAUACAUCGCUGUCGGAAGAUAUGAGGCUGCAGUGUGCUAAAAAAGCUUACAAACUACAGAGUGAGAAUUCAUACCGAUCUGACUUGAACUUUAUGAGAGGAGUUGGCUGUAUCACACCCGGGGCCUUGGAGAUUGAAACAAAGAAGAAAGCUUCUGAACUCAUCAGUGAGAAUAAAUACCGUCAGCAAGCAAAUUCCUUCAAGUACACAUCAGUGACAGACACUCCUGGCCUCCUUCAUGCAAAAUUCAGCAAUAUGAUUGCUAAUGAGCGCCUGUACAAAGCAGCAGGAGAAGACACCUUGCAUCACUGUAGGGUAACCCUGGGACUUCCUGAGUUUCAAAGGGCAAAAAUGAAUGCAGUGAACAUUAGUGAGGCAAAAUACAGGGAAUCUUGGCAUAAUCUUCGUGCUCAGGGUUAUAAACUGACAAUGGAAGCUAUCCCUUUCCAGACUGCCAAGGCCUCCCGAGAAAUUGCCAGUGAUCUACAGUACAAGCAUAACUUCGUUUCCGAAAGGGGCAAGCUCAUUGGUGCCAGAAGCAUUCUGGAUGACACCAAUCUGCUACACUGCUUGCAUGCUGCUAAGUUACAGAGUGAACAGGAAUAUAAGAAAAGCUCGAGAAAUAUCUGUUCUCAGUACAAUCUCCCUAUGGACAUGGUUAAUCUAGUUCAUGCUAGAAAAGCCCAGAAUCUCAUCAGUGACCAGGAGUACAGGAAAAGAUUGCAUCAAUACACAGUGCUCCCUGAAGACUUGAGGAUGAAGUGGGCCAAAAGAGUUCAUUUACUUCAGAGUGAGUUUUCCUACAAAUCUGAUCUGAAUUGCAUGAAGGGAGUUGGCUGGAUGCCUCUAAGAUCCCCUCAUAUAGAAAAUGUGAAGAAGGCUGGAGAACUCAUCAGUGAGACAAAAUAUCGUCAGAAACCAAAUCAUCUCAAGUUCACGACUGUUACAGACUCUCUGGACUUCCUCCAUGCAAAGAAUAGUUACAUUCAGUGCAAUGAUCGGCUAUAUCGAGCUGGCCAUUUGGACAACAUGCACAGAUACACCCUACCGCUUGACCGCCCUGACCUCAUUAGGGCACGUCUCAAUGCUCUCCACAUCAGUGAUAAACUAUAUAAAACCUCUUGGGAGGAAACACGGGCAGCUGGCUAUGAUUUCAGAUUGGAUGCCAUCCCUUUCCAGACAGCUAAAGCAUCUAGAGAAAUUGCCAGUGAUUUCAGAUACAAAGAAGCUUUCCUAAGGGACAGAGGUCAACAGAUUGGAUUUUGCAAUGCACGUGAUGAUCCUAAAAUGAGACACUUCCUGCAAAUGGGCUACCUCCAGAGUGACAACCAAUAUAAAAGGGAUUAUUUGAGAAACAGAGCACAAUUCAGAAGUCAAACUGAUCAGCCAGGAUUUAUUCAUGCAAAGAAAAGCCAACAAUUAAUAAGUGAUGUCAACUACAGGCAGCGCCUGCAUCAAUACACCUGUGACCCAGAGCAGCUGAAUCUCAGGCAUGCCAAACAAGCCUACAAACUACAAAGUGAUGUCAAAUACAAAUCUGAUUUGAAUUGGAUCAAAGGGAUUGGCUGGACUCCUCCAGGUUCUUACAGAGUGGAAAUGGCCAGAAGGGCUGCAGAGCUGGCAUAUGCUCAGGACACAGAAUGUCAAGAAACUCAGGAACAGCAUGAUCCAGAUUAUGAGAAAAUAACAGAAGGAUCGCAGCAAGUCCAGCUGAAUCCUGAUGCAGCAGAGGUUCUGCAAAUGAAGAGAAGAAAAAUGAAACUAACUAAAAAAUGAACAGAAACACUGACAUCUGUCUAAUGAAAAUGCAUAUAUUUUUCAGCUCGCUUUCCAAAUCAUGUAGCUAUUCUAAUCUCCUGAGAAGCAGAGUAGUGCACUGUUCAGAAAUAGUUAUUACAAAAAAAGACCUUUGCAAACCCUAAAGGAGUGAUUUAAUAUUAAACUUUAUACUUUUACAUGAAAAACUGUAUCUGAUUUUUUUAAAGCUAUGUAUUAUACAAUGUAGUAUUUAUGAUAGCAGAUUAGUACUAGAUGACUGGCAGGCUCAGCUUUGUACUAAAAAUAUAUGAACCAUGAUUUGCUGAAAGGAAAAAAUAUAUAUUUGUACUGAAAAUAAAUCAGUGGAAUCACUUUC
Messenger RNA from Pseudonaja textilis, 5141 nucleotides. Lineage: Eukaryota; Metazoa; Chordata; Lepidosauria; Squamata; Elapidae. The record is from RefSeq and is a predicted model, not a curated record.